AUGGACUACGGGCAGUUGCUAGCACAAGACAUAUCAGCUCUGAAAGUUGAACGUACUCUAGUCGAUUACCAGCGACAUCAGCUCGCCCUGCGCUUAAAAACCCUUAACAUCCUUGAACGCAGGCUGUCAAAUAGUGCCGUCCGAGUGAAUGCACUUCCUGUGGAGCUCAUAGUCGAUAUCCUCAGCUACGUGCGCGCUGCCGGUGGCUAUGCUGCAUUGGUCACUGCCACAAACGUGUUCGAUCACUGGCGGACAAUAGCUGUCAAUACUCCGAAGCUAUGGGACGUGGUUGAUGUGGGCAAGCCGUGGGCUUUUGUCAAGCUCUGUCUAGAACGUUCGGGAGGUAUUGAGAUCCAGGUGUAUGCUUCCGCUACUCCCGCGAGUCUUGCUAACAUGACGAAUAAUUCUGACAAUUUGACGUGGGGUCUUAACCAAGCGGCUGGCCGUAUCCGCUCCAUCAAUCUAACAGCGGAUUCUUCACAGCGCCUCGAUUCUUUCCUCUCACGGAUAUCUACGCCCAUGUCGAUCCUGACCUCAUUCGACCUAACUGUUACAGGCGAACUUGAACUCAUGGUGUCGCUUCCUACAGCACUCGUGCAGGAUGUCUCUAACCUUCGCACACUCAGGUUGGAACGCGUCGGCUUUCUAUGGACAAAACUUCCAUUCAACUCUUUGACGACCCUCCACGUUCAUGGUAUGAAAGAGCUUCGUAUGCAUGUCCCCACUGAUGGAUUCCUCGACUUCCUUGAUGCCUGUCGUUCUCUCGAACAUCUGUCUCUCGCUUAUACGUGUCCUCAUCAUCCUGCCCGGCUGCCAACUCGAGUUGUAGCGCUACCAAAUAUCAAGGUGCUAGUGAUACAUGACGAGUCAGACUACGCGCACAAUGUGUUAUCGCACAUACAGGUCGCAUCCCACACGCUUACAGCCUUCGACCUCAUAUCCUCGGAAGAAGACGUCGAGUCUAAGGUGCUGGCGGCCAUGCUUCCCUGGAAGUUCUUAGAGAACCUAAGGUCUAUACAUGCACUAGAGAUCGUGCUCGACUGCGACCGCGGGGUGUUAGAUGUCCGGGGAAGGCAUUCUCCCGCUGACGGGCAAGUCCUCUUCUGGCGGCACAAUUUCGAAGGACGCCAGCUCCCGCCAAGACUCCUCCAGAAGUUCCUCGCCGAUUUGGAUUCGAACCUCCUCUCUCAACUCGACCUACUGGUAGUGUCCGGAAUGGAUGCGUCUUGCACAUGCGAGGAAUGGGACCAAUUAAUGCGGCGCAUCCCCAAAGUCCAGUGGCUCUCGGUGCCCUUCAUCGACAGCACGGCAGCGUCGGCUUUCUUCCAAGCGCUGAGCCAGGAUGACGGCUCCACGAAGGAAAUGGUCCACUAUCUAUGCCCGCUGCUCCGGCAAUUAUGCGUGACACGGAUCAGCCCUGGCCACAUGUGGCAGCUCAUGGCGCUGCAAUACGUGCGCCAGCGCAUGGAGCGCAAGCACGACCUGGAGAGGCUCUGCCUGGAGUGGGUUGGGUCGGUAGACCUUCUCGAGGACAUGGCGAAUGCCUUCACCUCGUCCGUCUGCGAGUUUCAUGUCGCGGUCGUCUGA
Messenger RNA from Postia placenta MAD-698-R-SB12, 1587 nucleotides. RefSeq lists its product as hypothetical. Lineage: Eukaryota; Fungi; Basidiomycota; Agaricomycetes; Polyporales; Adustoporiaceae. Bases 1 to 1587 code for a protein of 528 amino acids. The record is from RefSeq and is a predicted model, not a curated record. The transcript has a single exon.